CCUUUUCCGUUUAUUUAGUUCAAACUUUUAGAGUGACCUGGGGGCUCGUAGGUUGAAAGAGAAGAAGACUAAAUUGGAGGUGGAGAAACCCUCAAUCUGGAGGUGAAUGGCGAGGGUUCCAACUCAAAGGAAGCAGUCUGGCGAGGACAUGCAGGGGCUCUUGAAUAACUUACACGAUUGGGAGCUAUCAUUCAAGGAUAAACACAAAAACAUUAAAUCGAAGUUGAGAGAAGACGAGACUGGGACACAAGGAGUUGGCAAAUCCCGAAAUCCUGCUGCUCCAUAUAUUAAUUACAAUCCAAUUACCCAUCAUCUAUCUGAAGAGAGUAGCAUUGACGCCAAUUCAGAGAAAGAGCUGGGUAAUGAGUUGUUUAAGCAGAAAAAGUUCAAUGAAGCCAUUGAUUGCUAUUCUAGAAGCAUUGCACUUUCACCAACUGCAGUAGCUUAUGCCAAUAGAGCCAUGGCUUAUCUUAAGAUUAAAAGGUUUCAAAAGGCAGAGAACGACUGCACAGAGGCCUUGAAUCUCGAUGAUCGCUACAUUAAAGCUUAUUCUCGCCGUUCAACUGCUAGGAAACAAGUUGGGAAAUUGAAAGAAUCAAUUGAAGAUGUUGAGUUUGCCUUGAGGUUGGAACCACAGAACCAAGAGAUCAAGAAGCAGCAUACAGAAGUUAAGGCUCUAUAUGAGAAGGAGAUUCUUAAAAGAGUAUCAGGAGCAACAGGAGUUUUUGCACAAGGAGCUCAAAACUCUGGAAAUACAAUUAAAUCUGGCCCUGUAAUCCAACCUGUUUCAAGUAGUUCUCAAAAGGUGGCUGAAGUUCCGAGAAUUCCUACCAAGGAAAACAAUAGAGAUGUUCCUGGGACUGCUAUGGAAGUUGAAGAUACUCAUAUUCAGAUUAACAGCAAAGAUUUAGAUGCUUCCAGGACCUUGUUGAAAGCAUAUGGUAGGGUUACUACAAAAAAAACUCACAAAACUAGCAAGCAAGAACUCAAGGAAUCUGUCCAAGAUCUUGCUGCUCGAGCAGCUGCUCUUGCCAAGGCUGAAGCUGCAAAAAGUAUUGCAGCACCAAAUUCAGCCUAUCAGUUUGAGGUUUCUUGGCGGGGACUUUCUGGUGAUCGUACUCUGCAAACUCAGUUAUUGAAGGUCACUUCACCUGCAACGUUACCCCGAAUAUUUAAAAAUGCAUUGUCUGCUCCAAUGCUCAUGGACAUUGUAAGAUGUGUUGCCACAUUUUUCAUUGAAGAUAUGAAUUUAGCAAUUAGAUACCUGGAAAAUCUGACAAAGGUCCCAAGGUUCGACAUGAUCAUCAUGUGCCUUUCAUCCAGUGAUAAAUCUGAACUUUUCAAGAUAUGGGAAGAGAUCUUCUGUAAGGGAGCUGCGGAGCACACUGCUACCCUUGGUGCGCUUUGCUUCAAGUAUGGCCUAAAACAAUGAUGGAGCUUUUUCUGGUGCAAUUAAUGUGGGAAAGCUGACAUUCUUGUAUUAUUAUCAGAUUGUUGUAAUUGUACAAAGCGAACAUGUUACGUGGAUACAGUUUGUUACUGAAAUGGGAAUUUUCUUGUUGAAAUUCUGUACUGA
Messenger RNA from Lycium ferocissimum, 1576 nucleotides. RefSeq lists its product as uncharacterized. Bases 107 to 1432 code for a protein of 441 amino acids. Gene Ontology annotation, molecular function: protein binding. The transcript is spliced from 13 exons. The record is from RefSeq and is a predicted model, not a curated record. NCBI's taxonomy places the organism in Eukaryota, Viridiplantae, Streptophyta, Magnoliopsida, Solanales, Solanaceae.